This is a messenger RNA of Acanthosepion pharaonis, 828 nucleotides long. Lineage: Eukaryota; Metazoa; Mollusca; Cephalopoda; Sepiida; Sepiidae. The record is from the annotation of a GenBank genome assembly.
AUGUUUCCCCUUGACUGGGUGAUUGUGACCCUGUGUCAGUGCACGGAGACCGCUAUCAGUCAUUUGAUCUUUUCUCUCCUCUUCCUCUUCUUCUUUGCUAUUCAUUUAAUUCCUCGUCAUCUUUUUUUUUCUUGUCUGUUCGUCUUUUCCUUCCUCCUCCAAUGUCUUCUCCUUCUCCUCUUCUUUUCCCCCUCCUUCCCACAUCGUAUUCUCUACCCCCUUUCUACUCUUUUUCUAUUACUUCUUCCCUUUCCUUUUUUUCUAUUUGGUUCUCUCCUUUCACUUCUCUUUCUACCUCCUUUCUUUUCUUUCAUUUUCUCUUUUUCUUUUCCUUUCCUUAAUUUCUCUUCUCUUUCUAAAAACUUUCGCCUCUUCUUUCUCUGUUCGUGUUUUUCUCACAUUUUCGUCUCGUUUGUCAAGUUCUCUUUUUUCUUCCUCUGCUCAUAUUCUACUACCAUAAUAUUUACGCCUCUCUUCUUCUCCCCUCAUUGUAGUCUUCCUUUCUUUUUUUUUUCUUCCGCUUCUUUUCAUUGGUCCAUUAUUUCUCUCCCUCCCUCUUAUUCUUUUCUCCUCCUGCUUCCUCAUCUUUUCCUCUCUCCAUUUCUUAUCUUUCUCUCUCCUCAUACCCUUCUCAGAUUCUACUCAUUUAGUCUUUUCCUCCCUCCACUUCUUUUCCCCAUUUUCGAUUACAUUUUCUUCUUAACCGCCUCUUCUUUUUUCCUCUUACCCAUUCUCUUUUAUACUUUUUUCAUUCUUCUCCAAUUUCUCUCUUCCAUUUCCCAUAUUUCUCUUCCUCACUCUUUUCGCCCGACUUCCUCUUUUUCUUAA